This is a messenger RNA of Morchella importuna, 210 nucleotides long. RefSeq lists its product as uncharacterized. Bases 1 to 210 code for a protein of 69 amino acids. The record is from RefSeq and is a predicted model, not a curated record. The transcript is spliced from 3 exons. Lineage: Eukaryota; Fungi; Ascomycota; Pezizomycetes; Pezizales; Morchellaceae.
AUGCCUCUAUGUGAUCCUAGCGCCGGCCUAUGCCCAAUUCGCUUGUUUAUUGUCGGUUGGCAUCAUCCCAGUGUCCAGGUUAGGAGAAAAGCACUCCUCCUGAGGCCGAGAAUAAAUUGGGGCAUUGCGCAUGAAGAUGAGAAAAGCUGGUGGGUGUCUCACAUAUCACGAAUUCGAACAGCUUUUGCAAGACUGUCUCACCCCGGUUAG